Messenger RNA from Aspergillus nidulans FGSC A4, 270 nucleotides. RefSeq lists its product as uncharacterized. The coding region runs from base 1 to 270 and encodes 89 amino acids. Lineage: Eukaryota; Fungi; Ascomycota; Eurotiomycetes; Eurotiales; Aspergillaceae. The record is from RefSeq and is a predicted model, not a curated record. The transcript has 3 exons.
AUGGUUCUCUAUGCCGUCGCAUGGCAGUGGGCCCCUCAAUCAAUAAUAGCGACGAUCGACGGCCUGAAGGCAGUAUCUUAUCCACAAGACGGCAGUAGGGAAUGCCGGUUUGGUGGUCGCUGCUCCACCAAAGACCACCUCGACGCGGCUGGUGUUGCCGCAGACAUGCGAUAUCCAAAGUCCGAUGCCAUCCGAAGACGAGAAAGCAGUCUCGACAUUGUGCAAUCGUACCUCGGAAAUAUCGAGAUUACGGUAACUGGCCAACCGUGA